UGUUAAUACAGGUAGUUUAUAUGUGUACGUAAUUUGAUUCAUGAAAACUGUUCGUUCCAUGUUCUCUGUCUAUGAGUGUUUCUGCUCUCGCUGUGAUGAGUUUUUAUGCUUGCUUUAUUCCACAAGUAAGUGUCAGAUAUCAAACAGGUGGAUACCACAGAAAAGACGUGAAAAAAGUGUUGAGAGUCCCUCACCAAAAUUUGAAUUGUACUGAAUGUAGAACCUGAAACGUUCACAUGCAUGUUUAAUAAGUGCGGAACAACAGCGAGUUAAAUUUCGAGCAAUGAGUUCGCAUAAAGGCACAGAUGAAAUUGACCGCAGUGCGGUGACUAAUAGUGACCAACAGCGUAGCAAUGCUGCAGAAAUACCUAAGACGGUGGAAUCCGAAAGUAAAGCAGCUUCCACCGUACAAGAGACUUCGCUUUCUGUGACGAACAACUUGGGCGGGACAACAGAUAAGGAAACACCUAAGACCACCAAUUGGGUCAAGUUUGAAGACGAAGACGAUGGCGGUAAAAAAGAAACACCAAAUCCCUUGGUUCCACCCUCUUCUUACAAGACGACUGCAUCAGCAACCACUAAACAGGACGAUGUAACUCCAGCCGUUCUGCUCACCGAAUCUGUUCACAUUAACUUGGAGUCGAGAAUACCGAGUUCACCAAAGCAAGGCAGCCAAGCGAGUAGCGUAGCUUCGCCAACUCAAUCUAACCUUCCAGCGGUCACAAACAACAAGACAUCACAACCCGCAGUAAUAGACAUUCCAAAACAGUCCGUCAAUGUUGUUCAGCCGAUCCAGUCAAUGCGCACAAUUGAACUCUCAACCGGACGCGUUAGAGAAGGAUUUGCAAACGGUGAUGUUAUUGUUACAUUGUUACCAACCAAUACUCGAUGGCCUUGGAUAACUCCGGCCGUAUUUCGCCCAGAGCUUGUACCAGAGGAAUUGAUGGCCCAGGGGUUAACACUCACCGUUGAGGAGUAUGUACACGCUAUGGAAACUCUUGUGAAUGACUACCGGUUCACCAUGUACAACAUAUGCUACAAACGUGUCCUGGUAGUGUGGAUCCUGUUUGCGUUCGUAGUUCUACUGGGACUACUGUUUUCAGGCCUUUACGGAAUAACGUUGUUUUCGCUAGGCGUUGGUUGGCUUUUCCUCAACGCUGCUGCGAUUUUUUUGUGCAUGUGGGUCAAACUCCGGCUUGCUCGUGGACUUGAACGAUGUAUGGCUCGCGUGAAUAAACAAUUGAUAAGACACAAAAUUCUGCUAGCAUUGGACGACCGAGGACACAUUUCGUGCCAUAAGGUUAACCUGUGCUUUAUGUACUUUGAACCUUCGCAGUGCAUAAGCUAUUUGAACGAGUUUAUCGAGCGGAGUGAACAGAACGGAAACACAAUCGAGCCUGGAUGGGAAAGCCGGCUGGAUGUGGCCACCAACGAUAUCGUGAUUCAAGGAGCCAACACUACGCGACUGUCAAGAAAGCAGGGCAGAGCAGAGGAAAUUUUCCUACGUUACCUGCAACGUUGGGGUAAGGAUUACCUUCGCAGGCGCCUGGACUGGACCAUUGAAGAAAAUGGCAUCGUUUCAUCACCAAGACACAUCCCCACUGCCUAUUGUCCUUGUCAGUAUGCCGAAGAAGUUCUGCUACAUAAAAAACCAAAAGAUGACCCACGAGUUUGUUGCGCAUCACUUCGCCAGCGAAUACAAAGAAUAGGAUUCCAAUUUUGAAACCCAAAACACAAUGUCGAUAAAAGUCAACAAGCGCUAAACAGAUCUAAGCCGAACGAACUGAAGUGAAGCAUACUGUACAACUUAGAAACUUUACUAACAAUUAGUACAAACACGUUAACAUAUUGUGCCUCAAAAUGAAAAAAAUACAAAAUUAAUGGAUAUUGAAUAUCGGUGGAGGGAGAUUUUGUAGAUAACUGACUAAAAUCCACUUAUAAAGUAGGAUCUAAAUAAGCUAAUUAUUACACAGCCUUAAUGAAUGAAUCCAAGUCAAUGCAAUGACGUCUAUGAGAUCAACAAAAAGAAAUUAACAUGCUUUGUUACAGGAACGAGGACUGCUGCUGUUGCUGCGUUACGCCUCCAGAUGGGGUAACGAGACGAUGCGGGGAUUGCUUGAUGUAUCGUCUGUUGAACCUGCGCGCCAUUGUCGUCAGUUUCAAUGUCCUUGUCAGUAUAUCGAGUUCCACCU
This is a messenger RNA of Armigeres subalbatus, 2192 nucleotides long. RefSeq lists its product as uncharacterized. Lineage: Eukaryota; Metazoa; Arthropoda; Insecta; Diptera; Culicidae. The record is from RefSeq and is a predicted model, not a curated record. Bases 284 to 1723 code for a protein of 479 amino acids. The transcript has 6 exons.